AUGAGGAAGAAGAAGAUGAGAUACAACAGGAACCUCCCGUACAAGGAAGAAGAGAGUGAUGUUGAUAGUAAUGGUGACGGGGAGGAUGAUGGUAAUGGUAGUGAAAAGGAGGAGGGUUUAGAGGAGGAGGAAGAGGAUGAAGGAAAUAAUGGUGGCGAUGAGAAGGAUGAUGAUGAUGGUGGUGAUAAGGUUAAUCAAGGUAAAGAUGAUGGUGAUAAAGAUGAUGAGGAGGAUGAAGGUGAUGAUGGUGGUAAUAAGGUGGGUGAAGAGAUUGAACAACCGAAGAAUAAAAGGAGGGUAAAGAAUGAUGGAACGGAUAUUGCAUCUAGAGCGAGACACAUUCCCCCAGAACAUUUGCAGCUGAAAUGUCUUAGCAAUGGUAAAGCGAGAGGAGAACCUAGAUAUGGUUGUGAAGUUCUAUUUAGAUAUCGGGGAUCGUGGGCUUGUACCAUCUAUGAGACAAUCGAACAUAGAAAUGUCGUCCGUCUUUUCAGGCACCAAUCUUCUUUCAGGAAAAUGGAGUUGUGGCCGCUAGAUAAAGAAUGUGCAAGAGUUAGAGCGUAA
This is a messenger RNA of Papaver somniferum (opium poppy), 564 nucleotides long. RefSeq lists its product as uncharacterized. Lineage: Eukaryota; Viridiplantae; Streptophyta; Magnoliopsida; Ranunculales; Papaveraceae. The record is from RefSeq and is a predicted model, not a curated record. The transcript is spliced from 3 exons. The coding region runs from base 1 to 564 and encodes 187 amino acids.